This is a messenger RNA of Hibiscus syriacus, 779 nucleotides long. RefSeq lists its product as uncharacterized. The record is from RefSeq and is a predicted model, not a curated record. The coding region runs from base 42 to 575 and encodes 177 amino acids. Lineage: Eukaryota; Viridiplantae; Streptophyta; Magnoliopsida; Malvales; Malvaceae. The transcript is spliced from 2 exons.
UCAGUGUUUGCUCAUCGUUGAAGCUAAGAGAGCGAUAUCUGAUGGAUGCAGAUAAGAGAACUUGUUUUUGGCUCGAUCGAACCUUGUUGAUGUUUAUGCUUUACUGUGCCGUCCAGGGCAACAAACAACACUUCGUUGCCACGCUUGCUGCAUUGAUAUUGCAUGAUUUCCUACUUUUCAUGCUCAACCUCCUCCUCCAUGAUGUUUAUGCUUUACUCUCAACUCACUUAAACAACUUCAAAUCAACAACUUUCAAUCAAAGCGGUAUCGAUAACCACGUGAGAGAAAAAGGGGCACUCGAAUUAUGCGCAAAAGUGAAGGAAGAUAAAAGAGAUGGCGAAGGAGAGGGAAAGAAAGUUGCAGCAUGUGAGAAUUGCAGGGGGGUGCAAGAGGAAGAAGCAGUGAAAGCCAAAGGGAAAUACAAGGAUAAAUACAAGAAGAAGUUGCUGCAAAGGGAGGAGAGAUUUGAGAAAGUUAAAAGCUCGUUGAAAGAUAAAUACAACGAGGACCGAGACAAGUGGGAAGAAGAGAGAAAGCUGCUUAACAAAAAGUAUCAAGAGAUGCGCUGGACAUAAAACCAAACAAAUAAGAGAAGAAGAAAAAUACCCUUUAAUUAUUCAAUGUUAAUCAGUUAGUUACAAUUCUACAAUGUGAUGAUUAUGAUUAUUAUAAUGUAUGUAUGCAUGUGUGCAAUUAUAUAGAAAAUUGUAUGCAUGUAUGCAUUGCAUAUAUUACACAACACAAGAACCAAGAGGCAAAUUAUGAAAUUCUAAUUAUAU